Messenger RNA from Pocillopora verrucosa, 3913 nucleotides. RefSeq names its product acyloxyacyl hydrolase. The record is from RefSeq and is a predicted model, not a curated record. Gene Ontology annotation, biological process: negative regulation of inflammatory response; lipopolysaccharide catabolic process. Lineage: Eukaryota; Metazoa; Cnidaria; Anthozoa; Scleractinia; Pocilloporidae. Gene Ontology annotation, molecular function: calcium ion binding; acyloxyacyl hydrolase activity.
AGCUAAGAACAAGAACGCCUUUCAGUUUCCGGACAUCCUCAAGCUCAAACUUUGCCUGCAAAGGCAGAGCUGUGCUAUUUUCUUACUAUGACGAACUAGCAUUGCCUCAGAAGGAACAGCAGCUCGUUAUUUUCUCUUUACCUUACGCGAUGGCUGUUUCUUUCUUGACGAUUGUUCCAGUGAUCACUGCGUUCGUUAUCCUUUUUCCUGCUCCAGCUGCGUACGGAUUACCGAAAGGAGUCAACGGUGGAAUCGGCUGUCUUACUUGUACCGCUGUCGUUGCUCUUACAGAACAGCUGAGUAUUGUACACAACGAAACAUUUGUGGAUUCGUACGAGCGAUUGUGUAAUGUCUUACCUGAACUUUACAGAAAUGCCUGUCUUUCGCUCGGGGAGUACUACAUUCCCAAAAUCAUAAAAUUUAUAACAGCCGAGGUUUCUGCUGACGUUAUUUGCCAUGCAGUUGAUCUGUGCUACCAGGAAAAAGGUCAGCCGUACUGUCACGCCUUUCCACCGAGAAAAGACUUCCAUGAGAGGAUCACUCGAGCGAGAAAGGAGAUCGGAGCGAAACUAUCCUACGAAAGAGCCAAUCCUGAUGACUUUAAAGGGCCGAAUUUCGAUCCUUGUACUCUUGAGGGUGUUAGAGAAGUUUGUAAAUUGUUCCGCAAAGUUUUCACCAAUGAUUUUCCUCUGGUUGAUUUGGAUAACGAUACUUAUAGUGCCCUGACGGAGGCAUGGAGAGGGUCGUCUUGGAGGGGCAAAGAUUGCGAUGAUAUAAAUCAUCUUAACCAUCCUGGUGCCAAGCCAAGAAAAGGGGAUGUGGUUUUCGACUCGAACUGCAAUGGAAUUCAUGGCAGGGAUCCUGUUUUUGGGAAGCCCUUUGAAGAAUUGUUAUGUAAAGAUGCAGGAUAUCUUGGCAUAAUUGUUCUUGGUGAUUCAGUGGCAGCCCACUUUCACAUUCCCCCAGAAUGGCUUACAGCACUCCUGCUUUCUGACAAAGCUUUUGAAAACCUUGCCUUUAUUGUUGAGAAUGAAAUGGACUGGCCUCAGUUGUCAUUAUAUACAGGCUACCUAAGGUCAUCAAGGUGGCCCAUGGAAAGAGGUCAUAGUGAUUCAAUUUAUCUGAAGCUAUGGGAGAGGAAUCAUUGCAAUCAUCGGGAUUAUCAAAAUCUGGCCAAGAAUGGAGCACAGUCUUUUGAAGCUAACUCCAAACUUAUCAGAAGCAUGGCUAGAGACCCCAAUCUUGACCAGCCUGCCUUGGUGUUUUACUCACUCAUAGGCAAUGAUGUUUGUCAAGCUGUCCCUAGUCUAAAUAACAUUACAACUCCUGAGCAGAUGCAUAAAAAUGUCCUGGAAACUCUGAAUGGUCUUGAUAAGCGUUUGCCAAAUGGGAGUCAUGUAAUUCUGAUUGGUUUGGUGGAUGGACGAAUCCUUUAUGACAGUCUCCAUAACCGUAUACACCCAAUAGGAAGUCUAAGGCAUGAUGUGACAUACGAACAACUUUAUGACUUCUUGAACUGUCUACAAGUGUCCCCCUGCUUUGGUUAUAUGAAUUCCAAUGAGACCAUCAGGAAUAAAACAAGUGAAAGAGCUGCCCAGUUGAGUGCAGUGUUGAAACAUGUGGCUGAAACCUCGAAGUAUGAAAAUUUUGAUGUGUUCUACUUUGACUGUCCCUUGGAAGAAGUCAUUAAGGAGUGGAAAGCAAAAGGCCACCCAGUUUAUGAGUUAAUUGAGCCUGUAGAUGGUUUUCACCCAAACUUGAAAGCAGAAGCUCUGGCAGCUGAUGUCUUGUGGAGAAUUCUUGAGUCCAAAGUUCCACAUGUCUUAGGGAAGGUCAACCCUAACAAUGAUCUAAUAAGACUUUUGUUUGGAGAUCAAGGAGGAUACUAAGAAAGAUAGCUGUUUUUUAGGUGACCAUUUACGUAUAUCUUUUUAGAAACUCUUAAUAGGAAGUUUAAAGAUUAAUUUGGAAAUCAAUAGAGUAAUUUUGGCCAUUAGAAUGAUUUAAUAUUGAAUAAUUGCUGCAUCAUCUUUGGGGAAAUAUGUUUUUGGAAUGACUUUCAGUUGUCUUUUUAGGCUGGGAGAAUUACAUGAAAUUUUCAAAUUGUCAAAUUAUGAUUUAUUUCAUUGAAUGAUGAUUUGCAUUACCAUGGUAACUGCAAUAUUACUGCAUCUUUAAAAUAUUAUAACUUUGACUUUUUCAGGGUUUAUUUUUAAAUAUUUUGCAUUACAUAAGUUAAUAGGAGUACAAAAAGAAAACUAGUUUCAAUCAUAAGGUAUUUAUUCAAUAAAUCUGUAAUAAGUUAUUCUAAGACUUAUUUUUCCAUUUUUAUGACUCUGCAAACUCUCUCUUUUUCAAAUCUUAUUAUGUCAGUUUGGAGAAUUUGGUAUUGGAUCAACCAACAAUCCCCUGAUUGAUAUUUUCCUUCAUUCUCAUCUCUUAAUAUAUAUUUGAAAGGAAAAAUUGUCGCAGUCACUUGCUCAGUUUUUAUAGUUAUUAGUACUUUUAUCAUUUUUCCAAGACUUUUGGGACUUUCUUGAUUAUAGUGAACUCCAGUGGAUAUGAGAUGAAUUUAAAUAUGAAAUGAAAUUCAUUAAAACUCAUACGGGCAAUUCCAAACCAAAUUACCACCAGUGUUGUACCCUCUUGAGUUCCUUGCAGGGUUGUGGAAUCAAAGGUUCGGAACAAAUUUGUUUGACUUUAUUUGCUGGCAAUCUCGUUGUUUUUCCAGUAUGAUGUAACAGUUUUCAAUUUUGUUGUUUACAUGAAUUUUUUAGUGUGGGUUUUGACAUUUCUCACAAUUAAUGUUAUGAAGAAAUAUGUCUUUCCCACAGGGAAACACAUUUCUUUCUUUUUUUGUACUCUUUGUUCAACAACCAAGCUCAAAAUUGAGUAUCCUAGCUCUCACGGUCAUAUGUUCUCUUACCCAGGUGCACAGGACUAAACUCAAUCAUGAUGUGGCCUGUGGUAGCAUGUGAUAACCCCAUGAUGAGCAUGUUGACAUUUAAGACAUACUUAAUUAAGAACUAUGAAGUAAUCUGUGGCAGUAGAACUGAAAAGGGAAAAUUUAAUCAUAUUGUGGCCCAAAAAUCACAGCUAGGUGAAGGGAAAUGAUACUGCACCUGAAGGUAUUGUCUGUCCCAAGCUCUUGAAAAGACAGGAAAAUAUGUUCUUCAUGUCAGCAUUGUGCUCCAAUCAUAUUCUUUUUUAUCCUUUAAACCCCAAGAGUGAUUAGCAUCUUAUUUCUUGUUACAGCAAUACUGCUUCACCAUUCAUUAAGAGCAUGAGAAUAAAGGAAAUGAUCCCCAAACUAAGAAGCUUUAAUUGUUUAAAGAAUUCUUGUCAAUACCAAAGGAAAUGUAUAUAGAACAGUAUGGAGAAUAUGGAUGCUGAUGUUAGGGUGUAAGGGUUUGACUCACACGAUCCCAGCAUUAUCCGUGAUGCAGGAAGCAAAUUGCAAAUAAACUUGUCAAUAGCCUUGCUCGCUAUGGAGUCUAUGAUUCAGGAGUGGUGCAUCAGAGUGCGGACAACAAUGGCAACUCAGAAUUUUUCCAAUUGAGCUGUACUUGUGUACUUAUUAUCCUAACAAAUCCUGUUAUUUUGCCUGGUCUUACAUUAGUGACAUAUUUUUAAGAAGUCUCUGUCUACGAGCUUGGGCUUUCAGGCAGUGUUCAAGAGCAAAUAAGGAAUUUCAUGAAUUGUUUAUUUCUAGUUCAACAGUCAACUGAAAGUACAGGCCUUGUCAAAUCCUAGCAGUUAUUUUCAGACAUGUGCCUCCUUGUCGAUCACAUGAACCUCAUGAACUUUAUAUGCAACCUGAAAUAGUAUUGUUAUGAACCAAAAUUAGAAGUGCGUGGCCUUCUCUAAUCUUAGAAGUUCCGGGAACUACUAAAAUUAGGAUUGUUCUGAAUCA